Molecule: messenger RNA, 1394 nt
Organism: Orbicella faveolata
Lineage: Eukaryota; Metazoa; Cnidaria; Anthozoa; Scleractinia; Merulinidae
Source: RefSeq, a predicted model, not a curated record
CCAGCUCCUGUAGCAAAUGCAAGUGCAGAACACUGCUUUGCUAACUUUACUGCAGGGUGCAUUCUAGCCAAAGCAUGUUUAGAGGCACCUUUGACUGUUAAAUUAUUUUGAACUGAGCGUCCAUUAAUUGUAUUUUAAUGAGCAGUUGUAUGGUUUUGGCUGUUGAGACUGCCUUAACUUUGCAUGAAGCAAAGUGUUCCAGCUACAGCCAGGCAUGUCAAGGAAAUUUUUGUAUAAGAAUGUUUUCUCCAUACUUUCUUAUUCAUUGUUUCUGCAUAAAUAUAUGUGAACAGAACACAUUAAAAGUUUACUCAGUUGUAUAAUGAGAGUAGUUAACUUUAGAAAGCAAUUUAAAUAUAUGUUUAGUUGUGCAUUAUAUCCCAUCAUCCUCAGUGAAGGGAUCCCAUGAGAUUGCACCAUCCAAUCUCAGAAUUCAAUGCACGUCCUUUCCCGCUUAGAGAGAAAACGUGUACGAAUUUAACUCUUCAAAACAUUAGCAAAAAUUGGAAAUUUUUGCUCAACGGACACUUAGAAAGCACAAAAUCUGACCUCGGCUAUCACAGGGUUCACAGAAAACCACGGUUUUCUCCUGUUUUCCUUCGUUCGAAGACAAACACACGGUGUUUUGUACAGCUCCACGCCGAGGGUUCAAAGUGGCAGAUGAGAACGAAUACAACGUUUUUCGUUCGGAAGAUUUGGAGGAUUUAACCUCUGCUGAAUCGCUUGACCUACUGGGUGAACUGUAGAGGGAAAAAACUGUACCCAAACCACAGGUUUCAAAAGGGAGCAGUUCCAAACGAAAGGCCACGUUGCCGAACGUUUCUGCUACAAGCAAACCACGUGCUCAUUCGCACACUCAACAUGAGGCGGUCAUGGAAGGCCUUAAAACACUCCAAGAACAACAAACAGCAUCUCUAGCCUCGUUAGGGACAGCGAUUGCUGAUAUGGUAUCGACUGUGAAAGAAUUUAUGCACUCUUCUGGGAGCGAUACAUCCUGGAAGAGGAAAAGAGAUGACCUCAGUGAAUCAGAUGCUGAUGAGCACAAGAUUGAUGACGAGAUCGAGUCAGUCGACGUGGACAAGGCGUACGGAAAGCUUGUCAGUGAGGACAAGACGCCAGAAAAACCAGCAGAAGAUGAGGACGAUGUUCUUGCUGCACUGUCAAAGAUUUAUGACUCAGAAGGAGCUGGGAGUGAUUCAGUUAGUUCACAGUUAGCAAAUCUUGUUAACAAAAUGGUCAAAACAAUGUUGUCAGAGGACAACGCUAAAGAAAAGCUGGGAAAAUACUACAGACCUCAGAAUUGUGAAAACUUAGUAAGUACAAGAGUCAACCCUGAAAUUUGGGCAAAAAUGAGAUCCAGCUCAAAAUCAAGAGAUUUAAAAAUGCAAAAGAUC